GAGGCUGUUGUCGCGCGCCUCGCCGGUGGAGGGUUACGAUCUGCAGUUCUGACCAGGAUUAGAAACACUCGCAUUAACCCGGCAUUUUAUGCGGGCUUCUAUAAACAGCCGGCGGCGCAUGACAGCGAUUUAAAAGCAGGACUGAAGAGUCCUACUUGAAGUGGCCCUUCUGUAAGAAGCUGCCAGCAGGGGGCACCUACACCUGACAUCCUACCCCACAAAAGAAAUAAAGGAGAAGAUACAGUGACCUUAGGACUUGGUUUUUUUCUCCCAGCUCAGCUAAGGGUAACAGAGACGAGGAUGAAGCUGAAGGAGGACAUAAACCCCCUGCUGCUGCAGGUCUUCCACUCUGUCGUGUGGGUCUACUCCGUCAUCACCUUCUUGCCCUGGUACCUGCUGUCAGGCACAGGAGCUAAGCAGGAGCGGGCCCGGCGGGUCCGGGCACUGCCUGUGAGCGGGCAUCCGGGCGGUCCGUACCGCACGCCAGGCAGCCUGCAGCGCCUGACCACAGGACUGAACCCCGGCCGCGACACGCUGGACACGGUGUUUGAGCACUCCAUGCAGCGCUUCCCCAACCGAGACUUCCUAGGCACCCGGGACAUCCUCAGCGAGGAGGACGAGCUGCAGCCUAACGGCAAGGUCUUCAAGAAGGUGAUCCUGGGUAACUACAUAUGGCUGACCUUUACAGAGGUUUUCGAGGCCGCGGCCCAGUUUGGCAGAGGCCUGGCGGCUCUUGGCCAGAAGCCCCAGAAAAACAUCGCCAUCUUCUGUGAAACGCGGGCAGAAUGGUUCAUUGCCGCACAAGCCUGCUUCAUGCACAACUUCCCUUUGGUCACCUUGUAUUCCACCCUGGGGGGUCCAGCCAUCGCUCAUGGGCUCAACGAGACGGAGGUCACCCACAUCAUCACCAGCAGAGAUCUGCUUCAAGCUCGACUCAUGGCCAUCCUGCCAGAGGUUCCCAGACUCGAGCAGAUCAUUGUCGUGGACAGCAAACCCAGCGCCUGGCCCCGCCUUCCUGAGGGUGUACGUGUUCACAGCAUGGCCUCUGUGCAGGAGCUGGGAGCCAGACCCGAGAACAGGGUCAAAAUGCCCAGCCGGCCGGGGCCCUCAGACAUCGCCGUCAUCAUGUACACCAGCGGAUCCACAGGCAUCCCUAAGGGCGUGAUGAUCUCCCACAGCAACCUCAUCGCCGGCAUCACAGGCAUGACCGAGCGGAUCCCCGAUCUCAGUGAGAAAGACACCUAUAUCGGCUACCUGCCCCUGGCCCACGUGCUGGAGCUGAGCGCCGAGAUGGUCUGCAUGUUGCACGGCUGUCGCAUUGGCUACUCCUCCCCGCAGACGCUUGCCGACCAGUCGACAAAAAUCAAGAGAGGCAGUAAAGGCGACACGAGCGUGCUGCACCCCACACUGAUGGUCGCCGUCCCGGAGAUCAUGGACCGCAUCUACAAAAAUGUGAUGACCAAGGUGGAGGAAAUGAGUGGGAUUCAGCGCUCACUCUUCAUUCUGGCCUACAACUACAAGAUGGAGCAGAUCUCCAAGGGAUAUAGCACGCCUCUGUGCGAUAGGUUGGUCUUCAGGAAGGUGCGCGCCCUCUUGGGAGGGAAGAUCCGGGUUCUGCUCUCGGGUGGUGCCCCGCUGUCACCAGCCACCCAGCGCUUCAUGAACAUCUGCUUCUGCUGCCACGUGGGACAGGGCUACGGGCUGACGGAGACCUGCGGUGCCGGCACCAUCACCGACGUGUGGGACUACAGUACCGGACGAGUCGGUGCUCCACUGAUUUGCUCCGAAAUCACUCUGAAGGACUGGGAUGAGGCCGGGUACCACAGCACAAACAAGCCCAACCCCAGAGGGGAGAUCCUGAUUGGCGGUCCCAAUGUAACAAUGGGCUAUUACAAGAGCGAUUCCAAGAACCAGGAGGACUUCUUUGUGGAUGAGAAUGGGCAGCGCUGGUUCUGCACCGGGGACAUUGGCGAGUUCCACCCUGAUGGCUGCCUGAAGAUCAUUGAUCGAAAGAAGGACCUGGUGAAGCUGCAGGCUGGGGAGUAUGUUCCUCUGGGCAAGGUGGAGGCUGUGCUGAAGAACUCUCCCUUGAUAGACAACAUAUGUGCUUAUGCCAACAGUGACCAGACUUAUGUAAUUGGCUUUGUGGUGCCCAAUCAGAAGCAGCUGAUAUCCCUGGCAGAAGAGAAGGGCAUUGUGGGAUCCUGGGAAGAGAUUUGCAACAGCUCUGAGAUGGAGAAGGAGGUGCUGCAGGUGAUGAUGGAUGCCGCGGUUGUAGGCAAGCUGGAGAGGUUUGAGGUUCCGCUGAAGAUUCGUCUCAGUUCUGAGCCCUGGACUCCUGAGACAGGCCUGGUCACAGACGCCUUCAAGUUGAAGCGCAAGGAGCUGAAGACUCAUUACCAGGAAGACAUCGAGCGGAUGUAUGGUGGGAAGUAGAGGGGGGGGGGCGGCUCCCUCCUCUCUCUCUCCGCUACGACCACAUCCCAUCAGAUGGGCCAAUACUUGAAUUUACUCUGCACAUGCAAGACCAAGAACAGCAGGAAGUGGCAUCUUCAGUGGGACGGCAGCAGAGAGCCCCUGUAAGAUUUUGUGAGACUUGGCAGACUUGAAGAAGGGGCAUGUUCAUGAGACGUGGUCUGGGGUACCGUAACCGUUCAGCCCUCUCCGUGGAGACCAGAAUCCUCCACAGAUGAGAUGGGGUCAGAUUGGCAUCUCCAAUACCUAUAUAUAUAUAUAUAUAUAUACACACACACACACACACACAGUGGUACCUCAGAACUCAAAUU
This is a messenger RNA of Paramormyrops kingsleyae, 2786 nucleotides long. It is a transcript of the gene acsl3a, whose product is annotated as acyl-CoA synthetase long chain family member 3a. Gene Ontology annotation, cellular component: endoplasmic reticulum; plasma membrane; lipid droplet. Lineage: Eukaryota; Metazoa; Chordata; Actinopteri; Osteoglossiformes; Mormyridae. The record is from RefSeq and is a predicted model, not a curated record. Gene Ontology annotation, biological process: neuron differentiation; long-chain fatty acid metabolic process; long-chain fatty-acyl-CoA metabolic process. Gene Ontology annotation, molecular function: long-chain fatty acid-CoA ligase activity.